Melanotaenia boesemani (Boeseman's rainbowfish) is the source of this 1836-nucleotide messenger RNA. RefSeq names its product seryl-tRNA synthetase 2, mitochondrial (gene sars2). Gene Ontology annotation, molecular function: tRNA binding; serine-tRNA ligase activity; ATP binding. Gene Ontology annotation, biological process: mitochondrial seryl-tRNA aminoacylation. The transcript is spliced from 16 exons. Bases 90 to 1715 code for a protein of 541 amino acids. Lineage: Eukaryota; Metazoa; Chordata; Actinopteri; Atheriniformes; Melanotaeniidae. The record is from RefSeq and is a predicted model, not a curated record. Gene Ontology annotation, cellular component: mitochondrion.
GCUAAUCUGUUAGCCUAAUUUUCACAUUUAAACACAUAUUCAGACAUAUAAACGCAAGACGCGAACGAAGAACUGACAACGAGCCUCAUAUGAGCAUGGUUUUAAUUAUUCCUGCAUUCCUUAAAAGCAACACCAGUCACUUGACCAACAUGGCGACCUGCAUAGGCAUGGUUACAAGAGUUGGAGCUAUUACAUUUACUCUACUACAGCCGAUAACCAGACGAUGUUCAAAGCGGAGGAUAAACGUGUUCAUCUCGCAACGCUUUUCGCAUGUAGCCCGAAGCAGUUUGUACGAGCAUGUCCGUGAAGGUUACAGCGACAAGCCGGAGCUGGACAUGAGAGCCGUGUGUGAGGAGACCGACAAAGUCAUCGCUAAUGUGGAAAGCAGGAAGGGGGACCUGCGAGGGGACGAUGUCAGGAAGAUUGUGUGUGUGUGGCAGGAGCUCCAAGCAGUAAGGACAGAAAUCUCUGAGCUGGAAAAGGACAAGAAAUGCAUCAGUGAGACAGUCAAAGCACUAGUGAGCAAGAAGGACAAAAAGGCUCUUCUUAAUCUUCCAGAGUACACCCAAGCCCUGCAGAAGGGUCGGGAGGUCCGCAACAGGCUGAAUGAGCUCUACCUCAGAGAGACUGAACUGGAUCAGGAACACUACAGCCGAGCACUUAGACUGCCCAACACCACCCACCCCGACGUGCCAGUUGGAGAUGAGAGCCAAGCCAGGGUGGUGGAGUUUGUUGGACAGAAAGCAGAGUUUGACUUCAAACCAAGAGGCCACGUAGAGCUGGGGGAGGAGUUGGGUCUCAUCAGACAGAGGCAUCUUUCUCACAUCUCAGGCCACAGGUCCUACUAUCUGAGGGGAGUGGGAGCCAGACUUCAAACUGCACUCCAGAACUUCACCCUUGACACUCUGCAGCGACGGGGCUUCAUUCCCAUGGUUGUGCCUGACAUGCUGAAGGGUGCAGUAUUUGAGGGCUGUGGGAUGCAACCCAAUGCCCAUCGCUCUCAGGUCUAUUCACUGGACCCAGCUCGCUUCCAGGACCUCAACCUGGCGGGAACUGGAGAGGUUGGUGUGGCAGGUUAUUUCAUGGAUCACGCAGUAAACUGGAAGGACCUUCCCGUCAGGACGGUGUGUAGCAGCACCUGCUACCGAGCGGAGACAGACACUGGCAGGGAGACAUGGGGCCUCUACAGAGUUCAUCACUUCAAUAAGGUGGAGAUGUUUGGAGUGACGGCUGAUGAGACGGGAGAGGAGAGCUCUAAACUGCUGGAGGAGUUUGUCUCUUUGCAAAAGGAGAUCUUUUCUGGUCUGGAGCUACACUACCGAGUGCUGGACAUGCCGACUCAGGAACUGGGUCCGCCAGCACACAGAAAGUAUGAUAUCGAAGCCUGGAUGCCUGGGAGGGGUAGCUAUGGAGAGAUUUCCAGUGCCUCCAACUGUACAGACUACCAGAGCAGACGCCUCAACAUCCUGUAUGAGAGGGAGGACGGCAGCCUGCAGUACGCCCACACGGUGAAUGCGACAGCAUGCGCCAUUCCCCGAACAGUUAUCGCCAUCCUGGAGACUCACCAGACCAAAAACGGAACGGUGAGCGUCCCCCGAGCCCUGCAGCCUUAUUUGGGUCUAGAAGUGAUUGAAAAGCCAAAGUAUACUCCCCUGAAAUACAUCGGACCCAACCAGCACACCCGCCCACCAAGGCCUGCUCCUAAGACCAGAUGAGACUCGUAAGUGGACUGUGCUGACACCAGCCGAGGUCCACUCACGUCUGAGGUGGAAACCAGCUCACUGAUAACACUCCGGAGUUGGAGAGAAAAGAAAUACUUAAUAAACAAUGGAGUCA